AUGAAGGUCAUUCUUCCCCUCGUCUUUGCUUUUACCCUCUGCGCUGCACAUGGAGAUCACGACCAUGAAGACCAGAUGCCUCUCGAAUAUGUUCGAUUCCCUUUUGAACCCAUCUAUCGUGGUCGCAACGGCGAAGUCACAGCAGACGCCAUCUUCUCUGGGAUUACAACAUUCGCCAAGCUCCCUUGGGUCCAAUGCCUUACCCGCGAAAGCAAUGUUCCCUUCGACAUCGCCUUUAUAGGAGCACCAUUUGAUACCGCGACUAGCUAUCGACCCGGCGCUAGGUUUGGGCCGUCCGGUAUACGCGCAGGCAGCCGUCGCUUGACUUUAUAUGGCGGGUACAAUGUUCCCCUUCAAGUCAAUCCUUUCCAGUCUGGCCUCAGAAUUGUCGACUGUGGAGACAUCCCUGUCACUCCCUACGACAACAAGUAUGCGAUCCAGCAAAUAGAAGAUGGGCAUAAAGCGCUUCUUCAACGUGAAGCCUUCUCACCCUUGGGCCAUGACUCCAUUACUGGAGAAGCCCUUGUGCCUCUCUCACUUGACGGCAAAAAUCAUCCGCGAGUCAUCACACUUGGCGGCGACCACACCAUUGUUCUACCUCUCUUGCGUUCCAUUAACUCUGUCUAUGGCAAAAUUUCGGUCAUCCACUUUGAUUCGCACCUCGAUACUUGGAAGCCGGCAGUAUUUGGUGGAGCCCCGAGCGACCAAGCAGCUAUUAAUCACGGAACUUAUUUCUAUUGGGCGUCUCAGGAAGGCUUGAUAAAAAACGGAUCGUCAAUUCACGGGGCGAUUCGCACGACAUUGAGUGGGCCAGAAGACUACGAAAAUGACGACAACUCGGGCUUCCAGCGGAUUGAGGCGAGAGAAAUAGAUACUAUAGGUACCGACGGUAUAAUCAAGAAGAUUCGCCAAACUGUCGGAAACAACCCUGUGUAUCUGUCCAUCGAUAUUGAUAGUAUCGACCCAGCGUUUGCUCCCGCGACGGGGACGCCUGAAACUGGUGGCUGGUCAACUAGGGAAUUGCGGACAAUUCUCAGAGGAUUAGAGGGCAUGCAUAUAGUCUCGGCUGACAUUGUCGAAGUUGCUCCCGCAUAUGACACCAAUGCUGAACUCACUACCAUGGCCGCAGCUGACGUCCUCUUUGAAGUGCUCAGUGUCAUGGCCAAGACCCCUCUCGGUAAGGUGGCAAAGUCAGCUUAA
Molecule: messenger RNA, 1200 nt
Organism: Mycena indigotica
Lineage: Eukaryota; Fungi; Basidiomycota; Agaricomycetes; Agaricales; Mycenaceae
Product: Agmatinase
Exons: 12
Coding region: 1-1200 (399 amino acids)
Molecular function (GO): agmatinase activity; metal ion binding
Source: RefSeq, a predicted model, not a curated record